CAAAAAAAAAAAAAGGGACGAUUCAACUUAAUUUAUUAUGAACCUAUGUUCAACCAAAAAUAGGUUUAAAUCUUAAUUGCGACCUAGUUAUAUAACAUGGUUCAGCUUCUCCUUUCAAUUAUAAUAAAUAAAAUGCGAUAAAUAAAUAAUGUUUGUCUGCCUUACCUUUGAGUCACAUCAUGACCUUCAUUUGACAGAAACAGUGGCGGCUCAUAGUGGGCCUUUGGAACUGAUAGAACACGCUGCUCGCUUUGGUCGCACUUCCUGCACUUUGUUAUUUUUCUUACCCAUCUUGAUAUUAAAUUUAAAUAUAUACUUAUCUUGCUUUCAACGUAAAAAGUGUAACUAACAAACGAGUAAUCUUGCUGGUGUGUCAAAAAAGCGGUGUGUUACUUCCAUUGCUUCCCGUUCGCGUUCGAAUUCGGAAGUGUGGAAAGUGCUAGAACGUGUCAAAACGUGGUCUGUUGGAACCGCGGAAAAGUAUCGUGAGAGAAAACGUUUCACGCACAAGAAUAUUCGUGUCGAAUUGAUAUUCCAAGACUCAUUGGGGCACGUGUAUAUAAUAAUAAUUGUGAGAACUCGAAAUGUCACAGAAAAUGGUUUUGUUGCAUUGUUAUCGUCGUGGUUGCGGAAAGAAAUUCGAUCCCAAUGAUAAUAAGGACGACGAUUGUGUUCAUCAUCCGGGUCAACCUGUGUUCCAUGAUGCGUAUAAAGGCUGGUCUUGUUGCAAUAAGAAAUGUAUAGAUUUUACAGAAUUCUUAAACAUUAAGGGUUGUACAAAGGCCACGCAUUCAGAUGAAAAACCACCAGAGCCAGAGAAACAAUCCAUUGAUAAAUCUAAAGCUCAUGAAAUAAUAGAAGUUGUCUCCAAAUCAGCAAUUAAUGAUUCGACAUUGAACAGGCCUUCUUUUGAUACACCUCAGCUACAGUUGUCACCCACAAUAUCUCCAACUCUGUUGGAACAAGUCAAAGGAUUGACAGCUUUAGAAAACAAGCCAAUACUAGGUGAAAUACAAAUAGGACAAAAUUGUAAAAAUAAUUCCUGCAAAGUUACUUACAACGGUGAGGAUUCCAAUGAGGAAGUUUGCAUUUUCCAUCCUGGAGUACCAAUUUUUCACGAGGGAUUGAAAUACUGGUCCUGUUGUCAGAAGAAGACAACGGAAUUUUCUGUGUUUCUGGAACAACGAGGUUGCUCUCUGGGAAAACAUGUAUGGUUUUCUAAGGAUAUAGGAAAAAAAGUACAAUGUAGGAUGGAUUGGCAUCAAACAGGCACAUUUGUAGUUGUUUCUGUGUAUGCAAAGAAAUAUCUACCCAGUCAGUCGGCUGUCAAAUUGAAUCCUGUCCGUCUAACUGUAGAUUUGUUCUUUAUAGAAGAAAAUUCAAGAUAUAAUCUUGAUAUAGCUUUGAGAGGAAUUGUUGAUGUUAAACAAAGUAGUGUGAAUAUGUUACCAACUAAAGUAGAAAUCAAAUUAAGAAAAGCUGAGCCUGGCUCGUGGUCAGAAUUAGAUAUUCCAAGAAAGGAAGAAUCAGAAGCUGAUGAAAGCAACGAAAAUGUUACAAAUCUUAAUGCACAAGUGGAAGCUGUAGACCUCAGUGACCUUUAACUGUUUGAUAAUUUUAUGCUAACUGGGAUAAUUUGAUUUUCUAGAAACAUUUAUUUUUAUCUAAGAAAUAAUAUCAUUGUAAUAUCAAAAUAUUUGGUCAGGGUAAUCUCAAAUACACUUUAUGUUUGGUAUUACAAUGAAAAAAUAAAUCUAAUACCUUCACGGAUUUACAAAAGAUAAUAUGAUCUCUAUUAAGUUAACUUUUUAGGCAUAAUGAUUUAAUUUUGCAAGAAAUUUGACAAGAAAUGAUAAUUUUGUUAAAAAAGAAUUAAACUUAUAUCUUUUAAGUUAAAUACAUAUGCAUCUGUAAAUGUAACAAACAUUUUUAUGAGAUCUCGUGAUUUAGUCUUUACUUAAGUUUUUGUCAGUUUCCUAAAAAAAUAAAUUAUAAUAUUUCA
Harpegnathos saltator (Jerdon's jumping ant) is the source of this 2002-nucleotide messenger RNA. It is a transcript of the gene mora, whose product is annotated as cysteine and histidine rich domain containing protein. The coding region runs from base 585 to 1604 and encodes 339 amino acids. The record is from RefSeq and is a predicted model, not a curated record. The transcript is spliced from 4 exons. Lineage: Eukaryota; Metazoa; Arthropoda; Insecta; Hymenoptera; Formicidae.